Aspergillus niger is the source of this 573-nucleotide messenger RNA. RefSeq lists its product as hypothetical. The transcript is spliced from 6 exons. Lineage: Eukaryota; Fungi; Ascomycota; Eurotiomycetes; Eurotiales; Aspergillaceae. The coding region runs from base 1 to 573 and encodes 190 amino acids. The record is from RefSeq and is a predicted model, not a curated record.
AUGAAGAAAGGUCAAGUGCAGCAGGUGAGGAGAUGGGAGGGAAAGGGAGUUGAUAUUAGCUUGAUCGUCGAGCUCAAUGCGCGUCGGGACGGAUUGCCAAAUUUUUCAGGACGGAAAACAAGGCAUCUAGCGACACGCGCACGUGAUACGAUGUGGCCAGUUGGGAAAUGUCUUGGCGGAUCCGCCACUGAAAAGGGAAGGCAACCAGAUAACUUUACUCCUUCCUAUGCUAUUACUAGGGUCUACCAGAGGGCCCCAUCCGCCACAAUCCCCGUCGGGUUGCAUGCCUCAUUGCUGCCUGCCAAUCAGGGCUCUCCAGCACGUGGUCUGCCUUUCCCCCCAGCCACAUUGCCGGUUUCGGUAAUUCCCACUGUGGCGUCUCGGAAGUCAUGGGAUCUGCCUUACAAACCCCUCGGACAUGCCGAGCGUAGUAUACCUUCUAUCACUCCUGCGUGGCAGGUGGAGGAAAGAGGUAUCUACUGGGUUGUCUGUACCAAGUAUGCCAACCCUGAUCCACUCGGACGGGAUCUUCCCACGUCUGACAGGCAAGAGAUCAUACAUUUUAACCAGUAG